Messenger RNA from Pollicipes pollicipes, 2090 nucleotides. RefSeq names its product importin subunit alpha-5. Gene Ontology annotation, biological process: protein import into nucleus. NCBI's taxonomy places the organism in Eukaryota, Metazoa, Arthropoda, Thecostraca, Pollicipedomorpha, Pollicipedidae. Gene Ontology annotation, cellular component: cytoplasm. Gene Ontology annotation, molecular function: nuclear import signal receptor activity; protein binding. Bases 104 to 1693 code for a protein of 529 amino acids. The record is from RefSeq and is a predicted model, not a curated record. The transcript is spliced from 7 exons.
CAGACCGCAUUUCUGGCGCGGCAUUGCCACGGGUUGGGUUACGCUGCACCGGAAUUGUUUUUUUAUAUUGACAUACGUCCGAUAAUCCAACCAGCCAGCCAGCAUGUCUGCCGAGGAGAGGGGAUCGGCGGCGCGCAUGCGCACCUUCAAGAACCGCGGCAAGGACUCUGAAGAGCUGCGCCGCCGGCGCCAGGAGACCAGCGUCGAGCUGCGCAAGGCCAAGAAGGACGACCAGAUCCUGAAGCGGCGCAACAUCUGCCUGAGCGAGGAGGACGCGGCCACCAGCCCGCUGCAGGAGUCUACCAAGGCCAACUCCGCCAAGCCGCCGUCGCUCAGCAUCGACGAGAUCGUCGCAGGCAUCCUGGGCUCGGACAAGUCGGCGCAGCUGACGGCCGUGCAGGCGGCGCGCAAGAUCCUCAGCCGGGAACGCAACCCUCCCAUCGACACCAUGAUCCAGGCGGGCAUCGUGCCGCACUGUGUGCGCUUCCUCACGCACGCCGACAACCCGCAGCUACAGUUCGAGGCCGCCUGGGCGCUCACCAACAUUGCCUCGGGCACCUCCGAGCAGACCAAGUUCGUGGCAAACCAGGGCUCGGUGCCGCACCUGAUCGCGCUGCUCAGCUCGGAGCACCAGCACGUUGCCGAACAGGCGGUCUGGGCGCUGGGCAACAUCGCCGGCGAUGGGCCGGAGCUGCGCGACUACACCAUCGGCUGCGGCAUCGUGCCGCCGCUGCUGGCGCUCGUGCGGCCCGAUACCAACGCCCACUUUUUGCGCAACGUCACGUGGACCGUCAGCAACCUGUGCCGCAACAAAAACCCGCCGCCGCCGUUCGAGACUGUGCAGCAGUGCCUGCCGGCGCUGGCGCUCCUCAUCCACCACACGGACACGGAGGUGGUGACGGACGCGUGCUGGGCACUCUCCUACCUCACCGACGGCAGCAACGACAAGAUCGAGCGCGUCAUCGAGGCGGGCGUUGUGCCGCGCCUCGUCGAGCUGCUCGGCUCCGAGGAGCCGACCAUCAUCUCGCCGUCGCUGCGCACGCUGGGCAACAUCGUGACGGGCAGCGACGCUCAGACGGACACGGUGGUGAAGGCCGGCGCCAUGGCCUACUUCCCGCGCCUGCUGGCGCACACCAAACCCAACGUGGUCAAGGAGGCCGCCUGGACCAUCAGCAACGUGACGGCCGGCAACCUGGACCAGAUCCAGGCCGUCAUCGACGCGGGCCUGCUCGCGCCCGUGCUGGAGGUGCUGCAAAAGGGCGACUACCGGUCGCAGCGGGAGGCGGUCUGGGUGAUCCUGAACCUGACGUCGGGAGGCUCCCAGGAGCAAGUGGCCGAGUUCUGCCGGCUGGGCGUCGUCAAGCCGCUGUGUGACCUGCUGGCCGCCGAGGACGCCAAGCUGGUCACCGUCAUCCUGGACGCACUCUCCAACAUCCUGCGGUUCGCCGAGCAGAUGGGCCAGGAGGGCACCGUGGCGCUGCAGGUGGAGGAGUGCGGCGGCCUCGACCGCAUCGAGGCGCUGCAGUCGCACGAGAACGAGACCAUCUACAACAAGGCCGCCACCAUCAUCAGCAAGUACUUCAGCGACGAGGAGGACGAGGACUCGCACGUGGCGCAGCCGGCCGCCGACGCCGCUGGCUUCCAGCUCAGCGUGGACACGGACGCGGCGGUCGGCGGCGGCUUCCAGUUCUAGCCGGGCCGCGGCCUGGCGGGCGGCGCGGCGUGUGCCACCGGGCGCGCCGCGGUCGCCCGACGCCAGACGACGUCGACAGCUGUGAUGUGUGCAGGACUGUGGGACUGGGGACUUUUAUCCUGCAGGCGCCGGGCAGUCGGCGGACCGACCUGACGCGACCGGACUUGACCUGACCUGACCUGACGUGUGAUUGGGCCAUUAGGGGCGACGGGGCGCGCUGCUCCGCUGCGGAAUUCAACCUUCCUGCUGUCUGUCUCUCCGCGCCGCGAUCGCGCUCGUGCGAGUGUCCGUGUGAGCCACUGUUUCCCGCCGGGGGCGCCGUCCGGCCGUCAUCGGAUAUUUUAUGUUUUAGUCGUUCGAAUAUUUUGUAAGGAAAUAAAUGUAUUCGAUUGUUGAG